AGUUUACACCGUACCUUCAAAAUGGCUGCGCCCGAUAAAAAGUAUGGAUUAUUUAUUCCAAGGAAUGUAAAGAAAAAAACAGAAAUCAAGGCCGCUAACAUAUUUGGUGAUGAUUCAGAGGAAAUAGAACAGGUAUCAGUAAAGCAAGGUGUUACAUCAAAGUAUGGGACAACCUCAAACAGCAAAAAUGUCAUUAAAAGACAGACCCAGUUGGACAUUGAUAAAGCCCUGGCAGAAGACCCCAGUGUGUUUGAGUAUGACAGUGUAUAUGAUCAAAUGGCAGGGAAGAAAGAGGAGAAAUCUAAAGCAAAGAAGGUUAUCGAUAACAAGCCACGCUACAUAGAGCAGCUACUUGUAGCCAGUGAGAAGAGAAAGAAAGAUGAGGAGAGAAGACAGGAGAGAAAGAUACAGAAGGAACGGGAGGCCGAGGGAGAAGAGUUUGCCGAUAAAGAGGUGUUUGUCACCUCGGCAUACAAGAAGAAGAUGGAGGAACGUCAGGCAGAGGAAGAGAGGGAAAGACGAGAAGCUGAGUUAGAAGCAAAACAGGAUGUCACAAAGCAAAGUGAUUUGACAGGAUUCUAUAGAUAUCUGUUACAUGAGAAGACCAAAGAUGUCAGUAAAACUGAGGAUGACAGUGAAGAGAAAGUUAAGGUAAAAAAGGAACCAAAAUCUUCGUCUUCAUCAGCAGACUCGGACAGUGACCUUGAACAAAGGUCAAAAACUGCAAAAUCAUCAAGAUCACAUGACAAGCAUAGGUCAAGGUCACCUGAUCAUAAAAAGAAACAUUACCGGAAAAGAAAGGAAAGUGAUAGUAGUGACAGCAGUGUUGAAAAUGACAAUAGAAAAGACAAAGAUAUGUCAACUUCAAGUGACAGAAAAGGGUCCAAAUCAGAUGGCAGGGACAAAAGUGAAAAGGAUUUACGCAAUAAAGACAGAACCAAUGAUAUAAGAAAAAGAGAUGAAAAACAUAGGAAAAGGUCAAGGUCAAGGGAAAGAAGAGAAGAAAACCGCAAGUCACCAGAGAGAAGAAGACAUAGGUCAAGGUCAAGGGAAAGAAAGAAACCAAGGUCAAGAUCAAGAGAGAGGUCAAAACAAAGGUCAAAGUCAAGAGAACGACAUAGAGAUAAACGUUCAGACAGAAGCGAUUCAGACAAAGGAAAAGAAAGAUCUCAACAUGAACAUGACAAAAAUUUGUCUAGAUCUGGAAGGGAUAAAGUGAGAGACAGGAUUGAUAAUAGUGAUGGUGACCUUAAAAAGUCUGGAAAUCCAAAGCCUGAUAUAUCUAAUGAGGAACCAAAAUCUAAAUAUGCUAGAAAGACAACUGAUGGCCAAGUGAACGAUGCAAGAGCCAGGUACUUGGCGAGAAAACUUGCACAAGAAAGAGCUUAUCAGGCUGCUUCGAAUGAUGACACAUGAAAUUAUAUGUUGAUGACACAUAAAUCUAUAUCCUGAAAAUUCUGAAAUGCGAUUUAUUUAUUUGAAUUUCAUUUAAAUGUGUGUGAAGAAAGGAUGAUGGAAAUGGUUGAAUUACAUUGAAAGAUUUGUGAAUGAAUUUCAUUGUUAUGUAUUUGAAAUAUUUUUACCAUUGGUUGUAGUGUUAAUUUACCUAGAUUUUCCCAUUGUUUUUUUGUACUUGAGAACAUUUUUACUCCAACCCUGACAAUAUUGGAUAAAAAGAUUAUAUUGGGUUGCUCAUGGCCUUUAGACAGGCCUUUGGUCUUUCACUACUUUGUCUCCAGUCAGUUACUAGAGAAUGCUUGGACCUAUGGCUGUCAUGUAUCAGUACAAUAAAUGUCAGGUCACAAUGCAUUUGAAAAUAGUUUCUGAUUAGUAACUGAAUAUUGCUUGAGCCUACAGCCUUCAGCCUUCGUAAAAUAAAUUUCUGUGGCCAAUAGAUCACUCAUGUUGAUUUUAGGGUUAUUAGGAUAAAGGUCAAGAUUGCAGCAUACUGGGGACUAAAAUUUCUCACAGUAGUAACUCUGGCAGGCCUUCAUGAAAAGUAUAUGUGUUAUACUUUUAGGUCAUAUAUGACGUUACCACUGGGCACAUGAUUCUAUAUAAGGAAACACUAAUAUAAUGUCAAAUGUCCAGAUGCCUUUAUUACAGGAAUUAAUUUCAUUCAGUUGUAUAAAAUAUGCUUCUUUCAGUAUUAUCUUUUGUCUCUUCUGAACUUCUCAGAAAAUCAGGAGUAGAAUGUAGAUAGUUUUUGCUAGAGGUACAUAUUACAUGUAUAAGUUUAAAAAAUGGUUACAUGUGAAGGGUUUUAAAUAGAUAUGAUCAGCUUUCACAACUGAAGUCUUUAAAUGCCAUGAAUUGGCUGUAAAAAGCUGUCAGUAUUUGUACUUCUUUGUUGUUACCGCAAAUUGACCUUUUGUAACAUGGAACUCGUUCAGUGUUAUUUCAGAAUAAGAGCUGCUGAACUUUUGUUUACCUCUGACACACAGACUAAAGCUUAGUCGUGAGUUUUAUUUUCACAGGCCUGACACAAAUGCUGAAUGGUUAAGGUCGUUGCUUUCGAAUCACAUGCCCCGCACUUCUGUGAGUUCGAAACCUAAUUUGGGGUGUCAAGUUAUCCAGCUGUCUCACGGGAGGUCGUUGGUUCUACCUAGGUACCCACGCAAGCCUGAAACAAUGCUUGGAGGGGCACAUGGGUCUUUCGCCAUCAUGAAAGCAUGAAAGGUCCCCAUUUGACCUAAAUUGUGUCGUCUCAACUCAAAAUCAGAUUGUAAUAGAUUUGAUUAUGGACCUCCUUUAAAUGUCUUAAAGCAAACAAUAAAUGAUUUCAAGUA
Mercenaria mercenaria is the source of this 2789-nucleotide messenger RNA. Its product is annotated as nuclear speckle splicing regulatory protein 1-like. Gene Ontology annotation, biological process: regulation of alternative mRNA splicing, via spliceosome. The transcript has 7 exons. Lineage: Eukaryota; Metazoa; Mollusca; Bivalvia; Venerida; Veneridae. Bases 22 to 1416 code for a protein of 464 amino acids. The record is from RefSeq and is a predicted model, not a curated record.